Molecule: messenger RNA, 2725 nt
Organism: Cucumis sativus (cucumber)
Lineage: Eukaryota; Viridiplantae; Streptophyta; Magnoliopsida; Cucurbitales; Cucurbitaceae
Exons: 9
Coding region: 1110-2387 (425 amino acids)
Biological process (GO): regulation of peptide transport
Cellular component (GO): membrane
Source: RefSeq, a predicted model, not a curated record
GAUCAAACUAAGACGGAGGCCGGAAUCGUUCCGGUUCAAGAAUUGGAGCGGUGCCUGAAAUGGCGGGAAUAGAAUGAUUGAGAGAACUAAGCAAUUUCACCAGUUUCACCAAAUGUCUGAGUUGCAAUCCAGGCAUUCGUACCUGAAUCUGGAUGCAUGCCCUGCCCUCCACUUCCAAGUUUCAACGACAUCGUUGUAAUUGUAGUCUUGUCUUCUCGUGUUCCUAGUCUCUCAAUCUUUUUUUUUUUUUUUUUUGUCCCUUUUCCUUUUUAGAUUCUUCUUUUUAUUUUCAAUAACUUUUCUAUUCAUGGCGCUUUUCCUAAGAUAUGUCAUGAUUGAGCUGGAAUUCCCGUUUGAAUUCCUGCAUCGUGCACAAAUGAAUGAGGUCUUUGCUUUUGGGUUUGCUUUUCUUUAUUAGACAGACACACUGAUGAGAUUUCCAUUAUGAUCGUUUUUGAUAGUGCUUAUGCUUUACCAAUUGUAUUAUCCACUUUAAUGCUUCUUUUCCAAUUAUUAAAAUUCUUUUUUCCGGUCCUACAAAAGGAACAUGAACGCUUGGUUGGAGACUUGUCACUUUAAUUUGUUGGCCUCUACUUUACUUUACGUUUCCUCUUUGAAUGAGAACAUGGCUCUCUUUUUCUGUUUAGUUUUACCUGUCGUGCAAGCUAUUGAAUGAUGCCAUGGUGCUAUGUCCAGAUUAUAUCUAAUGCUUUUCCACCAAUUUGGAAAGUACAAAUUUAUCUGUUAAUGUUCCUCUCAGAUGUUAGUUCUGGGUUUAUGUCUACCUGCAUAGUGUUCUCUGUUGAUGUUUUUGGCAUAUGUGGGUUUAAUAAUAUGCCAAAAGGUUGUUUGUUUUUGGUGAAACUAGCUGGUGCACUAGGUCAAAAGUGGAGAAAGAGUUUCUCCAUUUAGAAGUGCACUAAUGGUUUUUAUGUAAGUAUGAACCCCACAAAUCAUUUAUUUAAUCUGCCAUCAUCUUUCCAAUUUGCUAAUUCUGUGAUGAAUCGAGUGAUGUUUACGAUAGUUAGAAGUCCAUGUUUUCCAUAAAUGGAGAGUGGCAUGAUUAUGAGGCAUUGAAGGAGGCCGCUCCGAGGAUUGAAGGUAUUUAGAUGCAAAAAAUAGCUCUGUCGGUAAAAGUUUUUCAUCAAUCAAUUGUGAUGAAAAUGUGUUGGAGAUACAAGCUUGGGUUGCUUCUCAUUCUCAGUGUCGUGAUCAUGUGGGUUUCCUCUGCUGAAGUUACCCAGAGUAUUUUUGCAGAUUAUGAGCAACCAUUUGCAAUAUCAUAUGUUACAACGUCACUUUGGAUAGUUUAUCUUCCAAUAGCAUUGCUUAAGGACUGGUUGCUGAGUUUUUUGCACCGCUACAAUUCUAAACGUGGUGAUCUGAGUGUGGUUGGCCAAUCCUCUGUAGAAUUGCAGAAAAAUGAAGUGAAUAUUGCUUCCGAAUUAGAACCUCAAGGAGAGUUGAGUUGUAAAAACUGUACCGUAGACGUAUAUAGUAAGGAUGAGGGAACACCAUUGGUGGCUGUACAUAUAGGUAAAGAAACCACAUUGAAAAAGGAUCGCAAAUUCACUGCAAAGGAAGUUGCUGCUUUCGGCUUUUGUGUGGCUCCAAUUUGGUUUUUAACAGAGUACUUAACAAAUGCUGCACUUGCACGAACAAGCGUUGCGAGUACCACAUUGCUAUCCUCCACUUCAGGGUUGUUCACUCUUUUGAUUGGUGCAUUGCUGGGUGAAGACACAAUAAAUAUAAUUAAAGUUGUCUCUGUUGUUGUUAGCAUGGCUGGUGUUGCGAUGACAACAUUUGGGAAGACUUCAGCUGCAGAUGAAUUACAGAAGAAUGCAAAUGGAAAUGAGAAUCAUGCACUUCUGGGGAAUGUAUUUUCAGUCCUCUCAUCAGUCACUUAUGGCCUUUUCACUGUGCUACUCAAAAAGUUUGCUGGAGGAGGACAAAAUUUAGAUCUGCAAAAACUGUUUGGCUGUAUUGGACUUUUCACCUUCGUUGCUCUUUGGUGGCUAGUGUGGCCUCUGACUGCCAUGGGCAUUGAACCCAGAUUCACGUUCCCCCACUCUGCGAAUGUGGAAGAAGUUAUACUUGUCAAUGCUUUUGUUGGAAGUUUUUUGUCCGAUUAUUUCUGGGCUUUGGCUGUUGUUUGGACUUCCCCUCUGGUAGCUGCUCUAGGUGUUUCCCUUACGAUACCUAUUGCAAUGUUGGAGGAUAUGGUCAUCCAUGGCCGGCAAUAUUCUGUAAUUUAUAUCAUUGGAUCAGCUCAAGUAUUUUUGGGAUUUGUAAUAGCCAAUCUUUCGGAUUGGUUCUCUCAAAACUUAGCAUCCAAAGUGUCAAGAACAACUUCCCAACUGCAAUCACUCUCUUUUGGACCUCUAUGAUGUCUUGGACUGAUACCAUGAGACAAAAUGCUUUUUGGCAACUUAUAGUCAAGCUUAGAGAGCCAUCUGACAAGACCUUAUUCAAUUCAAAUAGGUUUCUUCUCUCCAAGUCUCCUCAGCAGACAUUCACUCCUGAGAGAGAGAGAGAGAGAGGUAUUCAUGUAGUGAUACAACUAAAUUUAUUGAAUCUAUUAGCUUAAACAGAUUGAGGAGUUGAAAUAUAAUAUCAAAGGUAGGAGAUCACAUUCUCAAAAUUAUGCAAUGUCAAUUCAUCUCCAAUAAAUAUUGUUCCACUUUAACAAUGGUAUUAAAGUAGAAGGAGAGUUUAUAUGAUUAAA